Phyllostomus discolor (pale spear-nosed bat) is the source of this 6572-nucleotide messenger RNA. RefSeq names its product cytoplasmic linker associated protein 2 (gene CLASP2). Bases 222 to 4862 code for a protein of 1546 amino acids. Gene Ontology annotation, molecular function: microtubule binding. Gene Ontology annotation, biological process: mitotic spindle assembly. The record is from RefSeq and is a predicted model, not a curated record. NCBI's taxonomy places the organism in Eukaryota, Metazoa, Chordata, Mammalia, Chiroptera, Phyllostomidae. Gene Ontology annotation, cellular component: cytoplasmic microtubule; spindle microtubule; mitotic spindle. The transcript is spliced from 42 exons.
CCUCUGAAGCGGGCUGGGUGCCGGGGGGCGCCGAGUUUGACUAGUUUGGGGGCCGCCAGGCGCCUGGCGCUGCUCCCGCCGCCCGCCGCGCCCCGCUAGCUGCUCCUCGGCCGGACCCAGCGUGUCGCGCCCGUUCCCGCGGGGACCCGCACUGGAGGCUGGGCGGCUCUCGGCGAAAGUUGGCCCCUCACGGGCAGGCGGGCGAGCGGGCGGCCGCGACCAUGGAGCCCCGCAGCAUGGAGUAUUUCAGCGCCCAAGUGCAGCAGAAGGACGUCGGCACCCGCUUGCAGGUCGGCCAGGAGCUGCUGCUCUACCUCGGUGCCCCCGGCGCGGUCCCGGACUUGGAGGAGGACUUGGGCCGCCUGGGCAAGACGAUCGACGCACUCACCGGCUGGGUGGGCUCGAGCAACUACCGGGUAUCAUUAAUGGGAUUGGAAAUUUUAAGUGCCUUUGUGGACAGAUUAUCAACACGAUUUAAGUCCUAUGUAGCAAUGGUUAUUGUAGCUUUAAUAGACAGAAUGGGAGAUGCCAAAGACAAGGUUCGUGAUGAAGCUCAGAAUCUGAUACUGAAGUUAAUGGAUCAAGUAGCACCGCCCAUGCACAUUUGGGAACAGUUGGCUUCUGGCUUUAAGCACAAGAAUUCUCGAUCCCGAGAAGGCGUGUGUCUGUGUCUUAUUGAAACCUUAAACAUUUUUGGAGCUCAACCAUUAGUCCUCAGCAAGUUGGUACCGCAUUUGUGUGUGCUAUUUGGAGAUUCCAGCAGUCAGGUGAGAGAUGCCGCAAUAUUGGCCAUAGUGGAGAUUUAUAGACAUGUGGGAGAGAAAGUAAGGGUGGACCUUUCUAAGAGAGGAAUUCCCCCUGCUAGGUUAGAAAUGAUAUUUGCCAAAUUUGAUGAAGUGCAGAAUUCAGGUGGUAUGAUUUUCAGUACCUGCAAAGAUAAAAGCUUUGAUGAUGAAGAAUCAGUGGAUGGAAAUAGGCCAUCAUCAGCUUCUUCAGCCUUCAAGGUUCCUGCACCUAAAGCAUCCGGAAAUCCUGUCAACAGUGCAAGGAAGCCUGGUUCAGCAGGUGGCCCUAAAGUUGGAGCAGGUGCUUCUAAGGAAGGAGGUGCAGGAGCAGUUGACGAAGAUGAUUUUAUAAAAGCUUUUACAGAUGUCCCUUCUAUUCAGAUCUAUUCUAGUCGAGAACUUGAAGAAACGUUAAAUAAAAUCAGGGAAAUUUUGUCAGAUGACAAACACGAUUGGGAUCAGCGUGCCAAUGCGCUUAAGAAAAUUCGAUCAUUGCUUGUUGCUGGAGCUGCACAAUAUGAUUGCUUUUUCCAACAUUUACGCUUGUUGGAUGGAGCACUUAAACUUUCAGCUAAGGAUCUUAGAUCCCAGGUGGUUAGAGAAGCUUGCAUUACUGUGGCCCAUCUUUCAACAGUUUUGGGAAACAAGUUUGAUCAUGGCGCUGAAGCCAUUGUACCUACGCUGUUCAACCUCGUCCCCAAUAGUGCAAAAGUCAUGGCAACUUCUGGAUGUGCAGCGAUCAGAUUCAUCAUUCGGCAUACUCAUGUACCCAGACUUAUACCUUUAAUAACAAGCAAUUGCACAUCAAAAUCAGUCCCUGUGAGAAGGCGUUCAUUUGAGUUUUUAGAUUUAUUGUUACAAGAAUGGCAGACUCAUUCAUUGGAAAGACAUGCAGCUGUCCUGGUUGAAACUAUCAAAAAAGGAAUCCAUGAUGCUGAUGCCGAGGCCAGAGUGGAAGCAAGAAAGACAUACAUGGGUCUUAGAAACCACUUUCCUGGUGAAGCUGAAACAUUGUAUAAUUCCCUUGAGCCAUCUUAUCAGAAGAGUCUUCAAACUUACUUAAAGAGUUCUGGCAGUGUAGCAUCUCUCCCUCAGUCUGACAGGUCUUCAUCUAGCUCGCAAGAAAGUCUCAAUCGCCCCUUUUCUUCCAAGUGGUCUACAGCAAACCCGUCAGCUGUGGCUGGAAGAGGCGGCAGCAAACCCAGUUCCCUUCCAGGAAGCCUGCAGCGUUCACGAAGUGACAUUGAUGUGAAUGCUGCUGCCGGUGCCAAGGCACAUCAUGCUGCUGGCCAGACCAUGCGAAGUGGGCGCUUAGGUGCAGGUGCCCUGAAUCCAGGAUCCUAUGCAUCACUAGGUCGGGUGAGAGCAAAGCUUUCAACACCACUUGCUGGCAUGGCAAAUGCCAAGACAGAUUCUCGAGGAAGAAGUCGAACCAAAAUGGUGUCUCAGUCACAGCGUUCAUCAUCACCUGACAAAAAUGAAGGGGACGAAAACUCUUGGAUCAGAGCAGGAUCACAAUCUGCUAAUACCAUUGGUGCUGGCAGCCGGUCUGGAUCUCCAGGAAGAGUUCUGACCACAACAGCCCUCUCCACUGUGAGCUCUGGUGUUCAGAGAGUCCUGGUCAACUCAGCCUCGGCACAGAAGAGAAGCAAGAUACCCCGGAGCCAGGGCUGUAGCAGAGAGGCUAGUCCAUCUAGGCUCUCAGUGGCCCGGAGCAGCCGCAUCCCUCGACCAAGUGUGAGUCAAGGGUGCAGCCGAGAAGCCAGUCGGGAGAGCAGCCGGGAUACGAGUCCUGUUCGCUCUUUCCAGCCCCUCGCCUCCAGACACCAUUCCAGAUCCACUGGUGCCCUCUACGCCCCCGAUGUGUACGGGGCCUCAGGUCCAGGGUACGGGAUCAGCCAAUCAAGUCGACUGUCUUCUUCUGUCAGUGCCAUGCGAGUCCUGAACACAGGUUCUGAUGUGGAGGAGGCGGUAGCAGAUGCCUUGCUCUUAGGAGACAUACGGACUAAGAAAAAACCUGCUCGAAGAAGAUACGAAUCGUAUGGAAUGCAUUCAGAUGAUGAUGCCAACAGCGAUGCGUCCAGUGCUUGUUCGGAGCGCUCCUAUAGCUCUCGGAAUGGUAGUAUCCCUACAUAUAUGAGGCAGACCGAAGACGUGGCAGAAGUCCUCAAUAGAUGUGCCAGCUCCAACUGGUCAGAAAGGAAAGAAGGCCUUUUGGGUCUGCAGAACUUAUUAAAAAACCAGAGAACGCUGAGUCGAGUUGAACUGAAAAGAUUAUGUGAGAUUUUCACAAGAAUGUUUGCCGAUCCUCAUGGCAAGAGAGUGUUCAGCAUGUUUUUGGAGACUUUAGUGGACUUCAUACAAGUCCACAAAGACGAUCUUCAAGACUGGUUGUUUGUACUGCUGACACAACUCCUAAAAAAAAUGGGUGCUGAUUUGCUUGGGUCUGUUCAGGCAAAAGUUCAGAAAGCCCUUGAUGUUACAAGAGAAUCUUUUCCAAAUGAUCUUCAGUUCAAUAUUUUAAUGAGAUUUACAGUUGAUCAGACUCAAACACCAAGUUUGAAGGUGAAGGUUGCUAUCCUUAAAUACAUAGAAACUCUGGCCAAGCAGAUGGAUCCAGGAGAUUUUAUAAAUUCCAGUGAAACUCGCUUGGCAGUCUCUCGGGUUAUCACUUGGACAACAGAACCCAAAAGUUCUGAUGUUCGGAAGGCAGCACAGUCCGUGCUGAUUUCCCUGUUCGAACUCAAUACCCCGGAGUUUACAAUGUUAUUAGGAGCUUUACCAAAAACUUUUCAGGAUGGUGCUACCAAGCUUCUUUAUAAUCAUCUUCGAAACACUGGCAACGGAACUCAGAGUUCCAUGGGGAGUCCUCUAACAAGACCCACACCACGUUCACCAGCCAACUGGUCCAGUCCUCUUACCUCUCCCACCAACACAUCACAGAAUACUUUGUCUCCAAGUGCAUUUGAUUAUGACACAGAAAAUAUGAACUCUGAAGAUAUUUAUAGCUCCCUUAGAGGUGUCACUGAAGCAAUUCAGAAUUUCAGCUUCCGUAGUCAAGAAGAUAUGAACGAGCCAUUGAAAAGGGAUUCUAAAAAAGAUGAUGGCGAUUCAAUGUGUGGUGGCCCUGGGAUGCCCGACCCAAGAGCAGGAGGUGAUGCUACUGAUUCGAGCCAAACAGCCCUUGAUAAUAAAGCUUCAUUGCUCCAUUCCAUGCCCGCUCACUCCUCUCCGCGCUCUCGAGACUAUAACCCGUACAACUAUUCAGACAGCAUCAGUCCCUUCAAUAAGUCUGCCCUCAAGGAAGCCAUGUUUGAUGAUGAUGCCGACCAGUUCCCUGAUGAUCUCUCCCUAGACCACUCCGACCUGGUGGCAGAGCUGUUGAAAGAGCUGUCUAACCAUAACGAACGUGUAGAAGAGAGGAAAAUUGCCCUCUAUGAACUGAUGAAGCUAACACAGGAAGAAUCUUUCAGUGUUUGGGAUGAACACUUCAAAACAAUAUUACUUUUACUGCUUGAAACCCUUGGGGAUAAAGAGCCCACAAUCAGGGCUUUGGCAUUAAAGGUUUUAAAAGAAAUCCUGAGGCAUCAGCCAGCAAGAUUUAAAAACUAUGCAGAACUGACUGUCAUGAAAACAUUGGAAGCACAUAAAGAUCCUCAUAAGGAGGUGGUGAGAUCCGCUGAGGAAGCUGCAUCGGUGUUGGCCACUUCAAUCAGUCCAGAGCAGUGCAUCAAAGUGCUUUGUCCCAUCAUCCAAACUGCAGAUUACCCAAUUAACCUUGCUGCAAUCAAAAUGCAAACAAAAGUGAUAGAGAGAGUGUCCAGGGAAACUCUUAAUCUGCUUUUACCAGAGAUUAUGCCCGGCCUCAUACAGGGUUAUGAUAACUCAGAGAGCAGUGUUCGGAAAGCUUGUGUCUUCUGCCUGGUGGCUGUGCAUGCAGUCAUUGGUGAUGAACUGAAACCGCAUCUCAGUCAGCUCACUGGCAGUAAAAUGAAGCUACUGAAUCUGUACAUCAAACGUGCACAGACAGGCUCUGGAGGAGCUGACCCCACUACUGAUGUUUCUGGACAAAGUUAGUGACGCUCAUUGACGUGAACCAGGUCUCUCAACGGAAGGACAGACAGACCACCCUCAUCAGUGAAAGGAAAUUUUCAAAUACAUCUUUUGGAACUUACCAUUGUUUCCUAGUUUUAGUUUUUUGUUUUGUUUUGUAUUUUCUGUAACAGAGGACUAUCCUCAGUCUGCAUGUAACUUUUCGAUAGUUAUUCCAAAUUCAAGAAGAAGCAGUAUUAACAACAGUUGAUCAAUACAAAGUAAUUUUAAAUCAAACUCAUCAUUUCACAUGUUUGUACUUAUUUGUCUUCCCAUUAACCUUUGCCAGUGUUAUGACUGUAUAAAUUUUUUUAAUGCUGGUUAAACAGGAAUGCUUAAAGCUUUAAAAGUUUAACAGUCUAAAACUUUUUUUUGCUUUUUUUCAAAUGCAGAAUAAUAUUUUUAUUGCUACUUUAGUUUUGUUUCCUAUCAUGUCCUAUGCUAGAAAUAUUGAAAUGACGUGAAACAAAGCAGACUAAUUUGAGCCACAGCUGGACUCUGUCGGUGUGACGGUGAUACAUGUCAUUAGUUGCAACUUCUUUGGGGUUACCGGUAGUUUAAAACUAAUGCCUCAAAGAGAAAUGUUACAGAAUCAGCCAGUUUUGUAAAACUGAUCCUGUUUGUUGGUUAUUGAUCUUGCCAUCUUUAUUUAAAACAUGUCCCUCUAUGACCCCUCAAGAAAGCUGCACCAAAUCAUCUGCCUGUCUUUUUCUUGAUACUUAUUAAAAUAGAAGGUUUCAUUGCAGGGUUUUUGGUUUGUUUGUCUUUGUUGUGAAUGAUGCUUUUUUUAUAUUUAUUAAUAUCAAAUUCACUUAUGAAUAAACUUGAUAAUGGAAACAGACAAAAAAAUCAAGUGCAUGUAUGUCCUUGACAGUCUUCUGUUUCUCAUUUAAUAAACAAACUAAUUAUUGAGACAUGGGAGUCGACCAGCACCUUUUGUUUAAAUGGUGGAACCUGGUUUCCUUUUACCAUGAAAUUGUCUUACUUGAAAACGUUGAUCCUGAUGAGAGAGAAGAUGGUGCCAAGGCUAUGACCUUGUAUAAUGGGCUCAAAUUCUCUACCUCUUCAGGGCUAAUACUUUUAACUGAGCUGCUGCCUAUAGUGUCUUUUGGAAAACUAUUUAAAGGGUGAUUUCCUGUUACUUUUUUAAAUCACCUUUUGCUACAUCUAUUCUUUCCGUGUGCAGCCAACUUGCAAAAAUUACCGGGUUUGGUGGAAGACAAAGUAGAUAAUUUGGAACCAGGAUACUAACGAUUGCUCAUCUUGACUUUUUUUUAAUCCUAACAUAAAGUGAAUUUGACUGGAAAGGCAAAUAGCUAUUAGGGAGCAAUUUGCUGUUGUUAACAGAGUUAUCUGUACUUUCUUUGUUUAAUUGAAAAAAUGUAGAAAUGUAUGUAAAGACUUUAAGACAAAAGUACUGAAUGGAUGAUUUGUCAUAGGCUUUUACCUUUGUUUCUGUUCUAGCAGCAGGAAAAGUUUCUCUAUAUCUCCUCCCCUUUACCUGUAACAGUUUUGUUUUCUACUGUUAAUUACAUUGUGUAUUUAUAGUUCUAUGCUUACUGUUGUGCAUAUACUGGCAAUAAAACUGUACAUAACAUUACUUGAAAAAAUUAACAAUGUAUAUCAGUUGUGUUGCUGUCUCACUGUGUGACAAGUCACUUAUCUCAUAGCUAGUUUUUAAAAAUCUUUAAAAGG